This is a messenger RNA of Actinia tenebrosa (Australian red waratah sea anemone), 5451 nucleotides long. RefSeq lists its product as uncharacterized. Gene Ontology annotation, cellular component: membrane. The record is from RefSeq and is a predicted model, not a curated record. NCBI's taxonomy places the organism in Eukaryota, Metazoa, Cnidaria, Anthozoa, Actiniaria, Actiniidae. Gene Ontology annotation, biological process: cell communication. Gene Ontology annotation, molecular function: scavenger receptor activity.
AUACUCUGUGAAAGCAGUGGAAGAAUCAACGUCGUAUUCACAAGAUUUCAAAAUCCUAGCAGUGAAGAUGCAAAUGGACGAUAUUGUGAUUUGCAUAGUCAGUGUGACACGUUCCUGAAGAUCUGUGUAGCUUCUCCAAUACCACCUACUUCUUCUAGCUGUCCAACAAGGAUCAGUAAGCUGAACACGGACUCCUUCACUAUGAACGUAACCAUAAACCCGCCACCAUUUAAUAUUCUAACGAGUCCAUAUGGAUUUUACGUGGCAGCAUGGGAUGAUGAUACUACUUAUGAUGAUCUGAUCGAUACGUUCUCUUAUACCUUCACAAACCAACCAACACCUAAUGGUACGAUACCACCAUGGACAAGUCGGUCAGUGAAAGGAAAAAGGAGAAUAUCUGUUAAAUGUACUCUUGGCUUUAAGUACCGUAUCUACUGUGAUAGACAUUACUAUGGACCAAGAUGUGACAAACACUGUCAAUACACAGACUCUGAUAACACUGGUCAUUACAGAUGUAACAACAAUGGAGACAAGGUGUGCUUAACCAACUGGUAUAUACCACAGUUUAACUGUAAAAAAUACUGCAUCCCUCGUAAUGACAGUAGAGGUCAUUAUCAAUGUGAUGGUAAUGGAGAUAAGGUGUGCUUAACACACUGGUAUACAACACAGUCUAACUGUACAAAAUACUGCAUCCCUCGUAAUGGCAGUAGAAGUCAUUAUCAAUGUGAUGGUAAUGGAGACAAGGUGUGCUUAACCAACUGGUAUGGCUUCAAUUGUACUGUGUAUUGCAAGGCUCGCUAUGAUAACGAGGGUCAUUACGAUUGUGAUAAAAAAACUGGAGAGAAGGUCUGCAAAACAGGAUGGUAUGGACCGCUUACCGGCUGCAAUUGUCGACCAAAAAAUGACACCAAUGGACAUUUUACUUGUAACGCAACGACAGGAGCUAAAAUAUGUCUGCCAACCUGGUAUGGACCAUCGUGUAAAAUACUGUGUGAUAGGACAAAGGGUAACUAUGAAUGUAACGCAACGACGGGCAAGAAGAUCUGUCACUCUGAUUGGUAUGGUUCGUUGUGGAAUGGACCAGAAGGUCAUUAUAACUGUAGUCCAUUAACUGGAUCCAAAGUGUGUCAUUCUUACUGGUAUGGAAAGAACUGCCAGAAUUUCUGCAAGGAAAAGAACGAUGAACAAGGACAUUACAGAUGUAAUCAUACAUCGGGGGAAAAGAUUUGUUUACAAGGCUGGUCUGGAGGCAAUUGCACCACUUUAGCGCUAUCGUCCUCCCAAAUAUUACAAUCUACACAACAGUUACUACCUUUAAUUUCAACAUCAACAGAAGCAGCAGCAUCAGCAACAGUUUCUCUAUCAUCAUCAUUUGCCUGGUCAAUUCCAGCUUCAUCAUUAUCAUCAUCUUCUGUUAUUUCUUUAAGUAUAUCAUCAUCUUUAAUGAAGAGCUCUUCCUCAAGCCUGUAUUCAGUUUCCUCUAGUUUGCCAUACACACUUUUCCCAGCUAGCUUCUCAAGUACAUCGUUGGUGCAUAUACCCACAUCGUCUUCUGUUGAGUCAUUCAGAACCUCAUCGUCGUCUGUCAGGAGUGUUCCUUCGAGUGCCUAUUCUGCUACCCCUAGUAUGCCAUCUAUCCGUUACUCAGCUAGUUCCUUUGGUGUGCUUCAUCAUUCGUCCUCUUCGUUGUCGGUCAGGAGUGUUUCUUCGAGUGCCUAUUCUGCUACCCCUAGUAUGCCAUCUAUUCGUUACUCAGCUAGUUCCUUUGGUGUGCUUCAUCAUUCGUCCUCCUCUGUACAGUGGUCUCCAUCCCCAAGCUCAUCAAGCCUUGCCCAAGCAUCAUCCAGCAUCGACAGCACGCCUCCUCUGACCACCUCACCAAUUCAAUCUAGCAGAGCGAAGACUGACCAUCCAAGUAUCAGUAUGGUGUCCACAGGAACACCGCUAUCCAGUAGUGUCUCUCUUGCAUCCAACAGUAGCAUUGUCCCACCGGAAGUAAACUUACCGAGUUGGAGUGAAAGUGCAAAACAAUGGAUCUUGAACACGUGGAAAGAACCUCUAGGAAAAGCUGGUGUCGCUCUUAUUAUCCUCCUGUUGAUUGUUAUCAUCGUUUUAAUUAUUCUGGCUCGCAGAAACAGAAGGCGCAAGACUCGACAAAGAAAGGCUCUUAAUGGGGCUUAUAGUAUCGAUUUCAAUGCCUGUGUUCCGUUAAGCGAUGCCGAUGGCUUUGAUGAAAUGAAGCUUAUUUCUCCGUCCAACAGAAAGCGGCUUCUCCAUGAUUGUAGUGCCACUUCUCCCACUGAGAUACAAGUAGAGGGUAUAUUAAGCGCAUCCAACCCAUUCUAUGACGACAGAAGUAGAUUUUUGAAACUUAAUGACGCGGAUGACGCCGAGGAAGAGGAAGGUGAUAUGAAUAAUAGUGGAAGAAAAAGCAAACGUAAACCAGAGGGACAAGAAAGAAAGACGCGUAGCGUCAGUAACCCUUUCUAUCACGACGACAACAAAUACUUGAAACUGGAAGGAAACAUCAUUGAAUCUAAUGUGUAACGAACCGCAAGUAUUAACAGGAUCCUGUCUUGCACAAGGUCUAUUAACCUCUCAAGAAUCGGGAGUGGGGGGGGGAUCUCUCUUGCGACUUGAUAUGGAAUUUCACCUCCACCCUUUGGGUAAGAUAAAGUAAAAUCCCCCCCCCCCUCUCUCCCUCCCUCUCUCCCUCCCACAUCAGCCUAAUUUAAUCCCCAUUUUUUGUUAUCCAAAUAUGUAUAUAUACAUACGACUAUUAUGACGAUUUUAGGGUACUUUCACCACGAUAAAUAAUGCUUAUAAUAAAUAGUAUUUUAAAUACAUCCAUAAUCAUCCAAAACGUAGAUUUCAGCAACCUACGCCACACGUCUGAGUUUGUUCUAGCUUCCGUCAACCUGUAAAAUGUACUAACUCUGAGAGUUUAAAUUUGAUGGAUGGAAGGCCGAACACUGACGCGCCGCGUCUGCUGUGGUAUUGGACGCAGAAACAUGAAUAGCGGUCCAAAGGAGCUGUUUUAUUAGGCAAUUUUUCUCAGUAGCAUCUUCUCUCUAAAGAACAGAACCUUGAGAGUUAUUAGGGGACUGUGCUUAAAGCCCCGUUUACACUGGCGAUUUUUGCGGCGAUUUUUGUGGCAAUUUUCGGAAAUAUGAAAUCCUUUGUCUCAUCCUUCAAAAGAGACAUUCAAAAAAACCUUGGUAUCCUGAAAAAAACUUUACAAGUAAAUUCUUUACCAUUAUUUGUUAUGGGCAAAAUCGCAAAAAAAUCGCAGCAAAAAUCGCUAGUGCAAACGGGGCUUAAAGAUAGGUUGCCUUGGAGAUUACAGCCACUGAUCUGGUCUCACGAACGACCUAAUUUUUGAGGAUACAGCUAUUUUAAACAACGCUGAAUACUGAAUACUGCAAACUAAAAAGUGUAUUCCCAAAUCGAAAAGUAAAAACUUUUUUAGACAAUAUUACAUGAAACCCAAAAUUCAUUUUAUCUGAAACAAUAUACUGGCUUCAUGCGUCAGAAAGGAAAUCGCUGUAUAUUUAGUCUUUAUUUCAAAAUUAACGAUACCCACAAUGCCCUUUGGUCUUGACCAUAUGUUCAUUAUGCAGUAUUCAGUAUUCAACAUUUUUGAAAAAGCUGUAUAUACGGUUCAUCAUUUACAAUCAUCCUCUUCGUCUUAGAAUAUUUGUUGAAAAAUAACAUUUUAUUUUUCGAGAAAUUUUUUUUUAGUCAUUAAUAUAAAGUUCACUAUUUAGAAUAUAAUUAUCUAGUUCUAACGUAAGAUAAGCUGGUCUUAACUUUAGAUGUUAUUGACUCUGUAGUUUAAUAUUUGUUCGUAGUAUUUAGAUUUUGUAUUUAGUAUUUAGAAGGCAUGAAGUUAGUGAUUGUGCUCCCCUUUUGAAAUAGUUUUAGUAAACUAACAAACAAACUAGUAGUCUCCUAUGGAGCCGCUAUUUAAGUGUCGUCAUGCAACGCUCUCACACCUAAGUAGCUAAAUUAUACUGCGAAUUUUGAUUGAUUCGUAGAAGAAUCCACUAAGUGAUUCAAUUGGGUGAUGGAAAACCCCACGUAAGUGAUGUGCAUUACAACACAAAUUGAUAUGCAUUAUAACGCGAAUUUGGAUUGGUUCAACUAAAUGAUAUGCAUUAUAACACAAUUUUUGAUUGGUUCGCGGAAUAACCCGCUAAAGUGAUAGUAAGCCAUACUACCAUAGCUUUUCAACUCCUACGUUUUACAUUUUAAUAAUUUGGCAAUAAUCUAUUAGGGAUUAUCAGAGAAAUCUGGGUUUAUCCUGCGUCGUCUCUAAUUGAAUGAUAAUAUGUCGUCUAACUCUAUCAAUUCUUAUUUCUUACAUGAUGAAGAUGAUGUAAUGACAUUUUCGGCAAAACAAUAAAUAUGUAAAAAUUGAAUAACAAUCGAUAGGUCACAUGCAUUACAGCAUCAUUUACUUCCACUACCAGAAUCCCUUGCACACUUUCUUUGUUCGUUAAUUAGUAGCAAUUGUCUUACCAUUCUCAUGAGGAAAUAAAGAUUUAAAUAAGAAAGAAAAUUUGCAAAGCAUUUUGGUAGUGGUAGUCAAAUGACGCCAUCAUGCAAACGGCCUUUGAUAUUUUGAAAAUCAUUCAUUAUGAUUUCUGGUUGACUCGCUCUUGCCUUGAUACAUAUAUUAGUGAGCGCUACGCCGCUGUUUGAACUGGAUGGAAAUCAAAAUUAAUAUAAGAUGUGUAUUAUGGUUAAUACCUACUUUAUAUUAUUUUACUUAAUAUAACCCGUGAAAUAGGCGCAGGAACCCCAAGUGUCCGUAAUAUCAAACUAUAAGUUUUUUCGUACGACUGUGAAAAGCUCGUGACACUAACGCGUUCGUGACACGGCAAGGGCAUACGCCAGACCAAUCACAUGGCGAGAUAAUUUCCUCUCCAUCCAAUCAAAUACCCGAAACAUGACAAUAGCACGGGGUAGAAACGGUCACGCAAAGGUCAGGCAUUGCCAGGCCAAUCGCAUUGCGCGAGAAAAAAAUCAGCCAAUCAAAAUUAUAAAUGAAAAAAAAAACAACCACCACGGCACAGCACGGUUACGUCACUGUUCUUUUCACAGUCAUAAGAAAACUGCUCAAAUAGCAAAUGCGUAUCACCCUGGCGUCCUUUUGAAAUGUUAUUAGUUUUUAGAGUUAUUAGCUCAUAAACACGAGAGAAGCGUAGGAGCCAGAGUAAUUAUUGAAGAGCGUUAGAACUCAGUUAUUUCAUAUCUUGAAAUUUAUAUUAGCAUCUAUUUCACGGGUUAAAUGGAAGCGCUUUAAAUAUAUUUUAUUAGUUUCAUAUUAAAUGAUGACAAGGCAUCUGGUAGACAAGAUGUUACAAAUUCUAAAGACAUAAUUUAAAGGAAUAUAUCUUAUCUGAUUGUACAAUAAUUAUUGAAGAAUAAAUCUAUCUCGUAAUUGUA